AGCCCGCGGCCCCGGCCGCCCGCCCGCAGCCGCCCCCGAUGGAGCCCGAGGAGCGGAAGAUCUCGGUGUGGAUCUGCCAGGAGGAGAAGCUGAUCUCCGGGCUCUCCCGGCGGACCACCUGCUCGGACGUGGUGCGGGUGCUGCUGGAGGACAGCCACCACCGGCGGCAGCGCCUGGCGCCGCCCGAACCCGCCGGAGGGAUGCUGUCGGGGCCGCCGCACUCCUACUGCAUCGUGGAGAAGUGGCGCGGCUUCGAGAGGAUCCUGCCCAACAAGACGAAGAUCCUGCGGCUCUGGGUGGCGUGGGGGGACGAGCAGGAGAACGUGCGCUUCGUGCUGGUGCGCAGCGAGGCUUCGCUGCCCAACGCUGGGCCGCGCAGCGCCGAGGCGCGGGUGGUGCUGAGCAAGGAGCGCCCCGGCCGCGGCCUGGGGGCGGCCCGCGCCAGCCUGGCGCUCACGCAGGAGCGGCAGCGGCGGGUGGUGCGGAAAGCCUUCCGCAAACUGGCCAAGAUCAACAAGAAGCGGCAGCAGCCGCUGGCCCGGGAGGCCUCGUCGGCGGAGAGGAUGGAGACGCUGGUGCACCUGGUGCUCUCGCAGGACCACACCAUCCGACAGCAGAUCCAGCGGCUCCGCGAGCUGGACCGCGAGAUCGACAGGUACGAGGCUAAGAUCCACCUGGACCGCAUGAAGCGGCACGGCGUCAACUACGUGCAGGACACCUACCUGGUGGGCACGGGCGGCGGCGAGCCCGAGCCGGGCCGGGAGCCGGGCCAGCCCGCCCCCGAGGAGGACUACGCCAGGAAGUGCGAGGAGGUGCUGCAGCUGCAGGAGCAGCGGGCGCAGCAGGAGGAGCUGCUGGAGCACCUGGCCGCCGAGAUCCAGGAGGAGCUCAACGAGCGCUGGAUGAAGCGGCGGCGGGAGGAGCUGGAGCUGGCAGCGGGGCCCGGGCUGGCCGACACGGACUGCGACACCACGGAGCUGAGCGGCGGCGAGGGCGAGCUGCACCUGGAGCACGAGCGGGUCAAGACCCAGCUGAGCACCAGCCUCUACAUCGGCCUCAAGCUGAGCACGGACCUGGAGGCCGUCAAGACCGACCUGGACUGCACGCAGCGGGCGUGGGAGGACAAGGAGCGGGAGCUGCAGCGCCUGCUGGAGACGCUGGGCACCCUGGACGUGGCGGAGGCGCCGGCGGAGCCGCUCGGGGCGGCGGGCGGGGGGCGGCCGGCGGCGGCGGGGGGCGGCUGGGUGGAGCAGGCGCGGGCGCUGCGCAAGGACCGCGCCGACAAUGACGAGGACUCGGACACGGGGCUGAGCUCCAUGCACAGCCAGGACUCGGACUCGCUGCCCGUCUGCGAGUCCCUCGUGUAG
Molecule: messenger RNA, 1367 nt
Organism: Vidua chalybeata
Lineage: Eukaryota; Metazoa; Chordata; Aves; Passeriformes; Viduidae
Gene: RASSF10
Product: Ras association domain family member 10
Exons: 1
Coding region: 39-1367 (442 amino acids)
Biological process (GO): signal transduction
Source: RefSeq, a predicted model, not a curated record